Messenger RNA from Triticum aestivum (bread wheat), 1946 nucleotides. RefSeq lists its product as uncharacterized. The transcript is spliced from 11 exons. The record is from RefSeq and is a predicted model, not a curated record. The coding region runs from base 168 to 1487 and encodes 439 amino acids. Lineage: Eukaryota; Viridiplantae; Streptophyta; Magnoliopsida; Poales; Poaceae.
AGCUCCUCCGGUGGCCCCAGGAGGCCUGGCUGGUGGCUACAGAUAGCCACACAUCCAAAGCUGCCUCAAAUAACAUCCACUAGCUCAGCUGCUGCUCCUCCUCCCCCAUACUCCAAGAUCAGAAUUGGAGGGCUUCUGCUGCAGCAUCAGGCAGGCGUUCAACAAGGAUGCCGGGCAGCAUCCGAAUCUCAGACAUUCAGCCGCCGGUCACCGCCCCACUCUUCUUGCAAGUUAAUGUAGGGAAGAAAGAGUACAGCGGAGACAUAGGGCAACACGGAUUCUCCCUUCCUGUUACAUCGAUUCGCGAUAGCAUGGUGAUGACGCUGUACAAUGCAGACAAGGAAUUGGUAUCCAAAACAGAGGUGAAGACAAAGUUGAUUGUUGAGUUGGGAACCAUGGAUGCUGUUUUUACUCUUGAUAGUGGAGGGACAAUUAUUCUCCAGUUGCAGUUUUUUCUCAGCGAUGAAGACCGCAAGCGCAUCCAAGAGAUGAGGAACUCUGUGAUGAAAAGAAAGCAGCAAGAGCUGCUUGGGAAUGCCGAUGAACUUUAUUUCCAAGAAGACAGCCCACUGCCUAAAGAGCAUGCAGAAGAUAUCCCCGGCAUCCCAAGCAAAGAUGACCAACUGACGCUUCGGAAGAGCAUGUCGUUGGAUGAUCUGAAAAAGAGGGUCGUCUUCUCCGAAACAAGUGUAGAUUCUGGCAUGGUGGCUUCUAAGGACCUACCGUUGCAAAUUGGUGGUAAUACUUCGAUGCUCGAGGGUCCCAUCGACAUCAACUCCAAGAAAGGACAGGGUAAACCAAAGAGUAGAUCAAGCAGCGCGGUGAAGAAGAUGAUAAGUGCCUUCGAAAGCAGCUCCCCACAGGGUCUGCCUUCGGUGCCAAGGAUCAGAUCAGAGAGCUCGUUGGAAGAGAUGCCAUCGGUUUCUUCUUCAGAGACUUCCACCAACCCUUCACGCAAGCCUCCUACUCCCGGUGCAUCAGUGGACGCUCCAGGCCGCACCCAGACAGGUCCCAGGCCAGGGAAGCAAGCCAUGAUCAUUGGCAACAAGAAACCAAGCACAUCUUCUGGAAAGACCGGCCCGUUAAACACACAAGAAAGCCGAAGACGGAGCUCCAGGCAGAGCGCAGGAGCGAGCGACAUGAUUCGCUCGGAGAAGCGGUCAGCGGAAAAGCGCCGGCGUCGCUCCAUUGGCACCUACUCAUCGGAGCAGCAGGUCAACCCUUGUGGUGCGACGUCUAGCGUCGCGUGGAUCAGCCAUCCGCACGUCUGCAUCACCACUGCGAGCAGGCAGCUGAAAGACAUUGUUGACGUCGAGCACCUGAAUUCGAUGGAGAACUUGGGGAAGGGCGCAGGUGACGGCGCGGCGCGGUGGCCUGAUGGUUUCCCGGUGCUGAAUGGAUGGUUGAUUAACCAGGGUGUGCGUGGUGUGAUAGUGAUCAUAGCUUGCGGAGCUGUGUUUUUCAACAACAGUUCAGUUAUACAGUAGAAGGGUAGAGGUGGCGUGGUUAGAGAGCACGUUGAGGGCACAUGAAAGCCAACAUGAAACAACAUGAGGAAGAGCAGCGCCGGGUCUACAAGUGGAUGCUGGAGGAGAAGCGCAAGGUGAAGCCGCGCGACGCGGCCGAGAAGAAGAGGCUCGACGACGACAAGGCCCUGCUCAAGCACAUCAUCCGUGCCGACACCCUCCCGGUGCUCUGAAACGAGGGAGGCUCACCACCACCAGACUUGACUGCUGUAGAAUAAUAAAGUUGUCACUGCCUGAUUGAUGGUUUGGUUCCUCUCUGCUAAGAGAAUGGCUUGAUUGGACUCUUUUGUUAGUGCGAUUGUGUCGUACGUGUGCUACUGUUAUUAUGCUCUUAUUUAUGUGGAUUUCUUGCUUCUUCAAGAUAAGGAUUUGGUUUGUCUCAAAACAAGAUGGUCAAACUGAUUCAUUCAUGUGUCACAA